GUUGAUUAUGUGCUUGAUAUUAUCACUGAGGUAUCUUUUUGUAUUUUUCUGCCGGGGAUGGGCCAGAUUGGGAAGGGCGGUACGAGGGUGAGACUUGGCGUUGGUGUUUUGGAACAUCAAAGAUGGACAGGGUUUUCGCGGAGGUCGCUCCUCGGAUAUCUCCACAACUACAGGUCGGGGAUCUUCCAAAAUCGAGAAGAUUGGUGCAUAUGGCUAGGUCACUUCACCUUACAAUUUGUAUGGCACUCUGGCCCGGGGUUGUGGUGUGGUAGGGGAGAACGGGGGAUAAUCCCACACAGGAGCUUCGAACAACGUCCGGUUCACGUUUGGCUGGAUAACUCCACCACCACACAGGGUAUGCGGUCGGCGAUGGGGUCAGAAUGCUCGUAUGAUCGAGGGCUUUUCGAUGGAUCUAUCGGCGGGUUCUUAUUCGAAAAAUCGAGCGAGUUCGUGGUUUAA
Blastomyces dermatitidis ER-3 is the source of this 459-nucleotide messenger RNA. RefSeq lists its product as uncharacterized. The record is from RefSeq and is a predicted model, not a curated record. Lineage: Eukaryota; Fungi; Ascomycota; Eurotiomycetes; Onygenales; Ajellomycetaceae. The transcript has a single exon. The coding region runs from base 58 to 459 and encodes 133 amino acids.